AUGAGGCUUAUAUACAUUUGGCUAGCAUGGGCAAUAUUAAUAACCCAAGUUAUCAUGGUGGCUUGUAAACCUAGAAAUAAUGUACCAGCAGUAAUUGUGUUUGGUGAUUCUUCUGUGGAUUCUGGAAACAACAAUAAGAUAGCAACACUUCUGAAGAGCAACUUUAAACCUUAUGGCCGCGACUUCGAAGGCGGCCGCCCCACCGGUCGGUUUUGUAACGGUCGCGUUCCACCUGAUUUCAUCGCCGAGGCUUUUGGUGUUAAGAAGAAUAUACCAGCAUAUUUGGAUCCUGCUUAUACCAUUGAUGAUUUUGUUACUGGUGUUUGCUUUGCUUCUGCUGGAACUGGAUAUGAUAAUGCAACUUCUGAUGUACUUAAUGUGAUACCACUGUGGAAGGAAAUAGAGUUCUACAAAGAGUAUCAAGCAAAACUAAGAGCCCAUGUUGGUGAAGAGAAGGCAAAUGAAAUCAUAAGUGAAGCAUUAUACCUAAUAAGUUUAGGAACCAAUGAUUUUCUCGAGAACUACUAUAUUUUCCCAACAAGACAACUUCAUUUUACAGUAUCACAAUACCAAGAUUUUCUAGUGGAUAUUGCUGAUAAUUUUGUGAGAAAAUUGCACUCACUUGGUGCUAGGAAACUAUCCAUAACUGGUCUUGUUCCUAUAGGGUGUCUUCCAUUAGAGAGAGCUACAAAUAUUUUUGGUGAUCAUGGUUGCAAUAAGAAUUAUAAUAAAGUGGCUUUACAAUUUAAUGCAAAGUUAGAGAAAAUGAUUUCUAAGGUGAAUAAGGAGCUUCCUCAAUUGAAGGCUUUGUCGGCAAAUGCUUAUGAUAUUGUCUUUGAUAUCAUUUCUAGACCUUCUUUCUAUGAAAUUUCUCAUAAGAAAAAUGGAAAUGAAGAAGUGAUUGGAGAUGUAAAAGAUGGAUUUGUGGAAUAG
Vicia faba (fava bean) is the source of this 933-nucleotide messenger RNA. Lineage: Eukaryota; Viridiplantae; Streptophyta; Magnoliopsida; Fabales; Fabaceae. The record is from the annotation of a GenBank genome assembly.